AUGGGUCUCUCAUACAACGUCUACUUGACGGCCAACAAGAUCUUCGGGUGCAAAGGGUGCAAGACUCAUUUGGCAGAUUACAAUGAUAUCAUCAGUCGGAACUUCCGAGGCCAACAUGGAAAGGCAUACCUCUUCAAUAACGUUGUUAAUGUCACGGAAGGCGAGGCCGUCGAUCGCAAUAUGACUACUGGCCGACACAUCGUUCGCGAUAUCGCUUGUCGACAGUGCAAGGAAACGGUAGGGUGGAAGUAUGACAAGGCAUACGAGGGCAGUGAGAAAUAUAAGGAGGGCAAGUUUAUUCUUGAGGAGGAGUUGCUAAUGGCUGCCACUACCUCGGACUCUGGCAUGAUGCAGGCUGUUGUCUUCCAUGGCCCUUACAAGGUUGCUGUUGAGCAACGGCCAAUUCCCAAAGUGCAGAAUCCUGAGGAUGUCGUGGUUAAGGUGGGACAUACUGCGCUUUGCGGAAGUGAGCUGCACAUGUUCCGUGGCAUUGAGUCAGCUGGAACUGGCUUUAUCAUGGGCCAUGAGUUCGUGGGAGAGAUUGUUGAGUUGGGCAGUGCUGUGAAAACCCUCCAGAAGGGUGACCGUGUCGUUACUGCGUUUACUACUUCUUGCGGGGAGUGCUUCUACUGCAAGCAAGGGUGGUCUUCUCGCUGUGAUAAGAAUAGUCUCUUUGGAUGCGUCAACUUGGACGGUGGACAGGCUGAAUAUGCCCGUAUCCCCAAUGCUGAAGGCUCCGUCAUGAAGGCCCCCGAAGGCGUCGACGAGAAGUACCUGGUGCUCAUGGGCGAUAUCUUCCCUACUGGAUGGUUUGCUGCCAACAAUGCUUUCAAGAACUCCACCCCGGAGCAGAUUGCUGAGCAGACUGUCGUCCUCAUUGGCUGUGGACCUGUUGGUCUCUGUGCUCUUAUCAACGCUCUCGAGUACAAGCCCAAGCAUAUCUUGGCUGUUGACUCGGUCCCGUCGAGACUUGAGCUGGCCAAGUCUCUCGGUGCUGAGCCUUGGAACUUCAUGACUGACCGUGCUGGUCUGGACAAGCGUGUGCAGGAGUUGACAAACGGCCGUGGUGCCGACGCUGUUAUUGAAGUUGUUGGCUUGAGUCCUGCUUUGCGCACUGGAUAUGAGCUGUUGCGUCCUUUCGGUACUAUCAGCAGUGUUGGUGUUCACAAUGGCGAGAUUCCUUGGAAUGGGGAUGAUGCCUAUUCUAAGAACUUGACUGUUCAAAUGGGCCGCUGCCCUGUUCGAUCAGUUGCGCCUCAAGCUUUGGAGGUGUUGAAGAACAACCAACAUAAGCUAGGCUUCAUGCUUGAUAAGAUUAUGCCGCUAUCGCAGGCGGUGGAGGGCUAUGAGCUGUUUAACGCGAUGAAAGUGCAGAAGGUUGUAUUCCUAGCUGGACAGUAA
Messenger RNA from Penicillium antarcticum, 1401 nucleotides. Its product is annotated as Alcohol dehydrogenase superfamily zinc-type. NCBI's taxonomy places the organism in Eukaryota, Fungi, Ascomycota, Eurotiomycetes, Eurotiales, Aspergillaceae. Gene Ontology annotation, molecular function: oxidoreductase activity; zinc ion binding. Bases 1 to 1401 code for a protein of 466 amino acids. The record is from RefSeq and is a predicted model, not a curated record. The transcript has 8 exons.